Mesorhabditis spiculigera is the source of this 1221-nucleotide messenger RNA. The record is from the annotation of a GenBank genome assembly. Lineage: Eukaryota; Metazoa; Nematoda; Chromadorea; Rhabditida; Rhabditidae.
AUGAAAUUCUUCCUAUUUUUCGCGGCACUUUGUUGGGGUUUCCGGUUGGGUGGGGCCGAUUAUGUGCGGGCUUGCUAUUUUACAAACUGGGCAAAGUAUAGACAAGGGUGCGCGACGUACAAUGUGACGCGAGACUACAUUCCCGGGCUAUGUACGCAUAUUUUGUUCGCAUUCGGGUGGAUGGACAGCACUUUUCAUGCGAAAAACUACGACGACACAGAUAUUGCAACCUCCUGGGCAGGUGCCGGCCAAUAUUCAAUGGUCAACGGCCUAAAAACAACCGAUAAAAGCCUCAAAACCCUUCUUUCCUUCGGCGGCGCCAGCUUUCCACAAUCACUAAUGCAGCAAAUGACGGCCACAUCCUCAACCCGUUCAACAUUCAUCCAAUCGGCCAUUGCCUGGGUGCGACAAUAUGGGUUUGAUGGGAUUGAUAUCGAUUGGGAAUACCCGACAACAUCAGAUAAAGCCAAUUACGCGGCGUUCGUCACGGAACUUCGAGCAGCCGCCGAAGCGGAGAGUGGGCAAAGUGGAAAGGCCAGAUUGCUCGUGACAGCCGCCGUGGCAGCUGGAUCCUCGAAUUUCGCGGGUUAUGAUGUGGCGGCGAUGGCCAAGAUUGGGGACAAAUGCCUGGGUGCAAAUGGGGUGCCGAAAAAUCAGCUGGUCAUCGGAAUGCCGGCUUAUGCUGUGCACCUUCCUAACAACAUCCGGAACGACGCGCUAUUGGCAAUCGGAUCAGGAAGUGCCCUAUCUGGGGCAUCUGGCCAAUGGUGGUCCUAUGAUGAUAUCGAAUCUUAUAAUGACAAGCUCGACUACAUCAAAAGGGUGGCUACGGCGGUGCGAUGGUUUGGGCGCUGGAUAUGGACGAUUUCAACGCGGGCUGCCCACAAUCCAACGAGUUUGGGCGGGAUUAUUAUUCCGGGUCAUAACGGCACCUCAACACAACCCACAAAUCGACCCACCAAUCCUGCGACAACCCAGAAAAGUGGAACAACGAGGACGACGACCACGACGAAGGGAGUGACGACAACAACGACACCGACCAAGGGCUUCUCCUGCGUGGGCAAAGCAGACGGCUUAUACUCGGACCCGGCCGACUGUUCCUCGUACUAUUGGUGUCUCUCCAAUGUCCCAUUCCAUUAUACAUGUCCGCAAGGGCUCCUCUUCAACCAAAUGAACAAUCAAUGCGAUUGGCCGGCAAAUGUCAACUGUCCAAACAGCUUC